Coccidioides posadasii C735 delta SOWgp is the source of this 528-nucleotide messenger RNA. RefSeq lists its product as uncharacterized. NCBI's taxonomy places the organism in Eukaryota, Fungi, Ascomycota, Eurotiomycetes, Onygenales, Onygenaceae. Gene Ontology annotation, molecular function: N-acetyltransferase activity. Gene Ontology annotation, biological process: protein acetylation. The record is from RefSeq and is a predicted model, not a curated record.
AUGUCGGGCCUGCCGAGUAUUCGCCACGCAACGAAACAAGAUGUUCCCACCAUCCUAGCAUUCAUCAAAGCAGGCGCCUCGGACACCAACUCUCUGGACCUCGUCAAGGCCACGGAAUCCACCCUCGAGCAGACACUCAUCUUCGAAGGACCGUCGGACCAAGCGGCCUCACAAUCUCCUAGGCCAGGAUACGCGAGGGUUAUUCUCCUCAUCGCUCCCGAAGGCGAAACUGCUGGCAUGGCGGUGUAUUACUAUAACUACUCCACCUGGCGUGCAGAACCAGGAGUGCUCCUAGAAGAGCUCUAUGUGAGACCAGAGUAUCGACGGAGAGGCUAUGCUAGACAAUUGAUCAGAGAAUUAGCCAAGGAAUCAAAAAGAAUCAAUGGUUCGAAAGUGGAGUGGGUAUGUCUGCGGAAUAAUGCACCGGCCCUGAAAUUGUAUGAGAGUCUGGGAGCGAUCCGCAAGGAGGAUUGGGUGACACUUUGGAUAUAUGGGGAUGCGCUAGAUAAACUGGUAGGGGAAGAAUAA